AUGUCUGGUACUAGAGAGCAAGUGUUUCCUACGCGUAUGACGCUGGGUUUAAUGAAAACGAAGUUGAAAGGUGCCAAUCAAGGCUAUUCACUAUUAAAGAGGAAGUCAGAAGCAUUGACCAAGAGGUUCCGUGAUAUUACAAAGAGAAUUGACGAUGCCAAGCAGAAGAUGGGGAGAGUUAUGCAAACUGCUGCGUUCUCGUUAGCUGAAGUUUCCUAUGCUACAGGUGAAAAUAUCGGGUAUCAAGUUCAAGAGAGUGUGUUGAAUGCCAGAUUCAAAGUUAGAGCUCGUCAAGAGAAUGUUAGUGGUGUUUAUUUACCCCAAUUUGAAUCAUUUGUCGAUCCAGAAAUUAACGAUUUCAAACUAACAGGGUUGGGACGUGGUGGUCAACAAGUGCAGAGAGCUAAAGAGAUCUAUUCCAAAGCCGUAGAAACGUUAGUUGAAUUGGCAUCUUUACAGACAGCAUUUAUUAUUUUAGAUGAAGUUAUUAAAGUCACCAAUAGAAGAGUGAAUGCUAUAGAACACGUCAUUAUUCCAAGAACUGAAAACACCAUUGCUUACAUUAAUAGUGAAUUGGAUGAACUGGAUAGAGAGGAGUUUUAUAGAUUGAAGAAGGUGCAAGAGAAGAAACAACAGGAGACGGCAAGACUAGAUGCCGAAAUGAAAGCGAAGAGAUUAGAGGAAGAAAGAUUAAGCAACGAAAAUAAAGAAUCUGGGAACAAUGAACCAUUACCCGAAUCUAGCGUACCAAUAUCAACGGAAGUGUUAGUAGCAGAACAGGAAGAUGACGUUAUAUUUUAG
This is a messenger RNA of Naumovozyma castellii, 801 nucleotides long. It is a transcript of the gene VMA8, whose product is annotated as H(+)-transporting V1 sector ATPase subunit D. The coding region runs from base 1 to 801 and encodes 266 amino acids. The transcript has a single exon. The record is from RefSeq and is a predicted model, not a curated record. Lineage: Eukaryota; Fungi; Ascomycota; Saccharomycetes; Saccharomycetales; Saccharomycetaceae.